Molecule: messenger RNA, 1382 nt
Organism: Jatropha curcas
Lineage: Eukaryota; Viridiplantae; Streptophyta; Magnoliopsida; Malpighiales; Euphorbiaceae
Product: tRNA (guanine(9)-N1)-methyltransferase-like protein
Biological process (GO): tRNA N1-guanine methylation
Cellular component (GO): nucleus
Molecular function (GO): tRNA binding
Source: RefSeq, a predicted model, not a curated record
AGCACUACGCCAACAAACGACGCUGUGUUACAUACAACACGAAUAACAAAUGUGAACAGAAAGAAAAUGGGAAACCUAAACCCUCCCACGCUUAACCUUAAGCUUAACCCCAUACAUUCUAUGAGCACGGAAGUCUCUGCAACAGCAAGCGCAACAAUGGUAGCUGACGACACACAAAUUGAACAAACCACCCUCGACAACCGAUCCGAUUUGCAGCCGAUUCCUCCACAAGAUGAACAGCAGCCACCGUCUCCACAACCGCAGCCUCUUUCGAAAAACGCCCAAAAGAAGCUUUUAAAGCAGCAAAAAUUCGAAGCGAAAAAAGCAGAGAAGAAGGCGUUAAUGAAAGAGCAAAAGAAGAAAGAGGCAGAGAGAAAGCGAAAGGAAUGGGAAGAAACUCUAGCCGGCGUCUCUGAAGAGGAGAGGGAAAAGCUAAUCGAGUCGAGAAGAGAGCUAAGGAAGGAGAGAAUGGAGAAACGAUCUGAGGAAAGAGAAAAUAAAAUCCAGAGAUUAACAGAAGCGAAAUCCAACGGUCAAAAAAUCGUUAUCGAUUUAGAAUUCUCUCAUCUCAUGACUUCCUCUGAGAUUCACAGUCUCGUUCAACAGAUUAUGUAUUGCUAUGCCGUGAAUGGAAGAUGUGCGACCCCUGGUCUCCUCUGGUUGACUGGUUGUGCAGGAGAAAUGGAAAGCCAAUUGCAAAGACUUCCAGGAUUUGACAAAUGGAUAAUUGAGAAAGAAAGUCGAUCGUACAUUGAGGCAUUGCAAGACCAGAAAGAAAAUCUAGUUUAUCUUACAGCAGAUGCAGAGACUGAGCUUGAUGAACUUGAUCUGAAAAGAAUAUAUAUUGUUGGUGGCCUAGUAGAUCGGAAUCGGUGGAAAGGGUUAACCAUGAAGAAAGCUCAAGAGCAAGGAAUCCAAACUGCAAAACUCCCUAUAGGCAAUCACUUGAAGAUGUCAAGUUCUCAGGUCCUUACAGUAAACCAAGUAAUAGAGAUACUUCUCAAGUUCUUGGAAACAAAAGAUUGGAAGGAUUCAUUCUUUCAAGUGAUCCCUCAGAGGAAAAGAUGCGACGCUGAUUCAACAGAACAUCAUCGAGGAGUAGAUGAGGAAGAGAACGAGGAGAAGGAGGAGUCAUGUGAGAACAAAAAGAGGUGCAUACAGGACCCUUCCAGCUAGUGGAACUCACUAGCUUGAUUUUUUUGUCGAACGCUUUAAGUUCAUCGGAACUAGCAUUGUCUGUGUCCGUGCAAAUCAAAUUCAAAUGGAAAACAAUUGAUUUUCAAUGCAAGCUUACCAUGUUUCAACUAGUUUCCAUUUAACUGUAAAUGAAAACAAUUGUUGGAUUCUUUUCUAGUACUCAUUUCUUUAAUUUCUUUAAAUCA